UCACUAUUGCAGGCACUCGAUAAUCCCAAUGCGUCGGAGAAAAUAGUGAGAUCACUUGCGUCUUACAGCGUGACGAAUCUAGAAGCGUUUAUAUUCUGCUAUGCUGGGGAAUAUCUGAUCAACAAGAGCAAAGCGAUCGGAUACGCUGCAUACGAUAUCACGUGGUACGAUAUGGAUCCGAAGCACACACGUAUUCUGUCGCUUAUUAUUUUAAGGUCACAGAAACAAUUAACACUUACGAUCGGGAAGCUGAUGGAUCUCUCGUUGCAGCGCUUCGCAAGUAUUAUGAAUUCAGCGGGUUCGUACGUCUCGGUAUUAUUAGCAAUGCAAUGAACAGCAACGCAAUGAAAAUAUUCCCCUCGUCGUUUUUUUAUCCAUAGUCUGGAGGUAAAUGUCGAGAAUAAACAUAGUAAUAUAAACAUAGUAAUGUAAAGACUAGUUAGUAAACGUAUGAUGUAACGUGUGAUAUUUCCGAGAUAUUGUAAAGAAAUUAAAAUAGCUGUAAAGUAAUUUCCACAGAUGUAACAUCGGAACUACGAAGUAAACAAUUCCUAUGAUCCGCGCGACUAUAAGAUUAAAGUGUACCAUAAUAUAUCCCGUAACUUCCACGAAUCUUCCUCGAACGACUUUUCCUAUCAUCUUAAGCGCGAUUUUUCGAAGUUCCUCUUCAUUCCCUCUAUAUUCCAUUGCGCAUGACGAUCUUUCGACGAGCUAUAGACGAAUAUCACUUUGUGUGUCCGUCUCUCCCAUCCGUCUCAAGAUCGUGCAUUUUUAACGGAAAUUGCAUACACCGUACUCUAGACGCUUUGGACGGAAAAACGUCCCCCUUGAUUUUCCCUUCCGUCCGCCAAAUCAGCGACUAUCGACCACGUGAGCUGUAUCUAAAUUAUACGCAGCACGGUCAAAAUAUUUAAUGACCAACUCUCAUUGUUCGUUCGUCUUAGGACAGCGCCGUUUGAUGAC
Harpegnathos saltator (Jerdon's jumping ant) is the source of this 963-nucleotide messenger RNA. RefSeq names its product odorant receptor 2a-like. Gene Ontology annotation, biological process: sensory perception of smell; detection of chemical stimulus involved in sensory perception of smell. The transcript has 3 exons. Gene Ontology annotation, cellular component: plasma membrane. The record is from RefSeq and is a predicted model, not a curated record. The annotation marks the transcript as partial. Lineage: Eukaryota; Metazoa; Arthropoda; Insecta; Hymenoptera; Formicidae. Gene Ontology annotation, molecular function: olfactory receptor activity; odorant binding.